CUCGCUGCAAUAGAUCAAGCUCGAGUGAUUUUAUUCGACCACUCCCAUCUCCCCAUCUCCCUUCACAAAAUAUCUCAGACACUGAGCACAAUGGGUGUGGCGGCCAUCUUAACGGAUUUGCGUCCGCCACGCCGCCUGGUGCUCCCGUUCAGCUGCGGGACGCUCCUGCUGCUAUGCAUGGGCACCAUCUACUCGUUCGGCGUGCUCGGCGUGCGCAUCAAGUCGCGCCUGGAGCUGACCGAGCCCGAGAUCACGGCCAUCCAGACUGCGGGCCUGCUCGGGAUGUACUUUGGCGUGACGUCGGGCCUGUUCUUUGACCGCUUUGGCCCGCGCCUGACCUGCCUGGUCUCUGCUGCAAUCGCCAGCGGAUGCUACCUUGUGACGUACGCGAGCCUCGCGGGGACGUUCUGGGCGCCCACGGAUACGCCGUACGAGCUGCUCGUCGCCCUCUUCUUUGGCAUCGGACAGGCCUCCCACGGCUUUUACACGGCCGCGAUGGCUGUCAAUCUGCGCUGGUUGCCGUUCCACAUCCGGGCCAAGGCGACCGGCGUGCUCGCGGCGUGCGUCGGGCUCUCGUCCGGCAUCUUCACCCUCAUCUACGAGGCGUUCAACGAGGCCAACAGCUACUACAUUUUCGUCGCGGGCGCCUAUACGUUCGUGGGUAUCAUUGGUGCAAUAUUCCUCAAGUUCCCUCCGUCGAGUGGCGACGGAGCAGCUGCUGCGCAUUCGUCAACGUCGGCUGGCACGACUGAAAUUGCCAUGACACCACCAAAGCGGCAGCGAUCGUCGCGGCGGUCGGCAAAGUACGCUCGCCUUCAAGAGGAGGAAGAAGCAGAUGAAGACGACGACGACGAAGACCACGAUGAUGCUCAAGCAGAGAAGGAAGAAGCCGCCGCCGCCGCCGCCGACGACGACGAAGGCCAGAACGCACCUUCUGUCGACGAGGAGAGUCACAAGCAGCUCGCACAGCUCGCACAGACAGACCCGAAUCUCGACAUUACCGGCAAGCGCUUGCUGCUCAAUUCAAACUUUUGGAUUUUGUUUUUCGUCAUGGCAAUGCAAGAUGGUGCUGGUGCCAUGUUUAUCAACAAGCUCGGCUCGAUUAUUGCGACAGAGCCAGACUGUGGCUGCAACAAGAGCACGCUCACGGUCGCGUUUGCCAUUGCGAACGCAUGUGGUCGCAUCUUCUGGGGCUCUGUUGCCGAUGCCUACCGACGGGUCCUGUCGCCCGUUUUGGUACUGCUCCUCACGGUGGCCGGAAUGGGUGGUGCAAUGGUCUUUGUUGCAGCAUUCCCAGCGCAGCUGGCGUUGGCGUCCAUCAUUGUAGCGCUGUGCUUUGGCGGCCUCAUGGCGCUGGGCCCCGUCAUUGUCGGCGAGCUGUUUGGCUUCAAGCAUUUCGGUACCAACUGGGGAAUGACAGUCUUGUCGCCUGCCGCGGGUACGAUUCUGUUCAGCAUCAUGUACAGCCAAAUUUACGUGUCGCAGAUUGCCGAUCCCACCCAAACCAACUGCUACGGUGUCGCUUGCUUCCGGCUGUCCUUCAUUCUGGCGGCCUUGGCGUGUGCAGUUGCGACUGUCGUUUGCUACUGGCUUCACCGACGAACGUAUGCCAAUCCUGCCUGCGUCAUUGCGACAGGUUCGCGAUCAGGCGCCAUGCAUUGAUAUUUCCCCCACCAGCGAAACUCAUCGUUAUUGUUUUUUUUUUUGUUAUUUUCACUUUAUGUUAGUUUCAUGUAUUUUUGUCAACCCUGUUCGUAAACGACUUUGUAUUGCAAAUCAACUCAUCUCCCACAACUGCG
Molecule: messenger RNA, 1799 nt
Organism: Capsaspora owczarzaki ATCC 30864
Lineage: Eukaryota; Filasterea; Ministeriida; Capsasporidae
Exons: 1
Coding region: 91-1662 (523 amino acids)
Cellular component (GO): membrane
Source: RefSeq, a predicted model, not a curated record